GCUGCAUAGGGCAGCAGUGACUUGGCGGGAUGCGACCAUGCGAUGUCGGUCGGUCGCCUGUUCAACAGCACCCCGAAAACUAUUAUUACCACACCCGUCCCCGUCCCCGUCCUCUCCUCAACUCUUAUCGCAUGAGCAACAGCCUGCUCUAUAGCUGUUUGGCAUGACCUUGUCCCACGACAAUCAGUACAGCGAUAUUUCGCUGGACGAGACGCUCGAUGAGUACAAGGGCCCAGAGAAGCUGACUCUGCAAGUUCCGCAGCGCAACAACACCGUCGUCUCGAGACACACACAACCCGGUGUCCGCAAAUUCCAAUGGGGCACACUCACGCCCUUCAUCUGGGCGUUUGUACUGACCUUUGGGCCGACACUGGGCUUGCUCAUCUAUCUGCUUGUAACCAAAGUUGCCGAUGUUGGAGCCUGCGGGACAUCGGGCCACGGCCCAUGUCCGUUCUACGGCAAUGUGACACUCGGCGAGCGGACCCUAAUCAUCAGUGAGCCGCUUGGUCGGUUCCUGACAGUGACCAAGGUCGUCGAUACGGUUCAGCAGCUUGCUAUUACUUGGGUUUUGGCACUCGCAGCCUUUUCCAUCGCUGAAAGCUGGCUCACCAACAAUGCACUGACAACGCGAACCUUGGCUCUCGUCAUCAACAUGUACGCAUCUGGUCGAUGGUGGGCGCUAUGGGAGUCCUUCCAUGUCAUCUUUAGCAAGAAGAAGGGACAUUCAUCUCGCACGUUUGUGCACGCCCUCAUUAUUUUGUUGAUUGCGCUCCUACUCUCUAAACUAGCAACUGGUGCUGAUUUAUGGAUUCAUUAUGCCAGCAAAGAAGCCAUCUUUGCGAUCGGCCAGAAUACGCCAAUUUCAACUCAGCAGCUUUGGUCUAGGCAAAUCAACAAUACCUGCCGCGUCACCAACGAUGGCGUAGUCAACACAGGCUUCGUCGUGCCUUGCACCAUUGUCCCAAGUUCUCUCGGAACAGCCUUGUCCUUCCCAGCCUUGGCUGCUGCUCUGUCGACGAAUGCUUCAAUCUCGGAUGAAGUGGCUCUUGUAUUCGAUGGCAAUGUGUCGACAGCCAGUGUCGGCACGAGUCUCGGCUAUUCGAAUUUGGCAAUCGUUGUGCCCAAGUCGUCAGCUGUCGAACGUCGUGUCUAUAACGCUUCUACCAUCGGUGUCUCGACAUUUUGCAAGAGUGUCACGAACGCCUGCCUAGGCCGACAAAUACCGCACGGAUCCUCCACCUUCAACUGCACCGGCAAGUUCAAUGGAUCUGAGGCGACCGAAUUUUACUAUAACUUCCCCGCUGGUAAUUCGGCUGGCAUUUUGACUAUGGGCACCGGGGGUGACUCUCCUAUAAGCAACCCGACGGUCAGGUACAUCUCGCAACUCCUAAUUGCCGGUAAUGGAUCUGAAUUUGUCGGUGGAAGUGCUCAAGCUCGGUCGCUGCUCAAUGUUCAGCAAUGUACGAUUGGCAUCUACUAUGUCAAUUACACGUCUGCACAGUACGGUUCAGAGCCUCGUGUUCUGACCAUCAAUUCUAGACAGCUCAUGGACCUCAACUCGAGUACUACCAUUUCAGCGGCAAGUAUUCAAUCUGCAUUCGAAGAUUCGCUAUCGGCCUCGAAAGGUGCUGCACAAGUCUCCUCAGAGGCCUUUGACUGGACCAACGCAUACGAGAUUUCUCGCUACUCCCUGAGUUAUGCAGCUGGCGCUUGGUCAGAACAGCCUUCAUUUGGUAUAGAAGCGACUCCCGAAGCCAGGGCUUACUCAUGCAUUCCUUUAGCGCCAGUGGCCAUCUUCUUUGCGCUCAUCUUUGCCUACUCAAUCUUUGUCAUUCUCCUAUUCGUUUGGUCAACUAGGACAGGAAAGCAGAUCAUCAACAUUAUGACGACCGGAACAGUGAAAGGCAAUGAGAACCCAGCAACCCAAGAGACUGUCACCAUGACUGAACUCGCUCAGCGACGACUGGUACGUACAGACUUCUUGCUCUACCAGCUCCUCAGUGAGGAUGGUCACAAGUCAACCAAGACGGAUGCAGACGAUGUCAUGCGUGGUGAAGAUUCUCAAAUUGCUGUUGCAGAGCUUGUCGAUGGACGCUUUGGUGUCUAUGCUUCUGGCAAAGAUGGCGAGGCGAGUACACCUACCUGGGGGGUCUCCAACGGCAGGAGUUUCCGCCUCAGAUCACCGGACUCGCAACGAUCCUUGAUCAAUCCACCGAGUGCUACGUCAGGCUCCACACGAUAUGUACCACGGCCUUCGAAAGGCGACACGAUUUAUUGAUGAUCUUUUCAUUCUUUUCACUUUAGCGAGCGUUUAUAACUAUCAAAUUUACC
This is a messenger RNA of Protomyces lactucae-debilis, 2331 nucleotides long. RefSeq lists its product as uncharacterized. The transcript has a single exon. The record is from RefSeq and is a predicted model, not a curated record. Lineage: Eukaryota; Fungi; Ascomycota; Taphrinomycetes; Taphrinales; Protomycetaceae. Bases 164 to 2278 code for a protein of 704 amino acids.